Molecule: messenger RNA, 1174 nt
Organism: Onychostruthus taczanowskii (white-rumped snowfinch)
Lineage: Eukaryota; Metazoa; Chordata; Aves; Passeriformes; Passeridae
Product: myosin light chain, embryonic
Exons: 8
Coding region: 413-958 (181 amino acids)
Cellular component (GO): myosin II complex
Molecular function (GO): calcium ion binding
Source: RefSeq, a predicted model, not a curated record
UAAAGCAAGGAGAGGACCAGAGGAGCCCCGGGGCCACGCAGACUUACCAGAGCCCACGCCGAGCUCAGGAGGCAGCAGCAGAGGAGAGUCACCAUGAUAGCUCCCACAGGGCCAGAUGCCUCCAUGGUGCCACCGUGUCACUCAGAUGGGGACUUCAGGGACCAGAAUCGCUGCCAGAGGUGAAGAGGGCUGGCGUGUUCAGCAGGACAGAGCAUCUUCUGGGAGCACCUUCCUGGCUGCCAGCCCCACUGAGUAAGUAGCAGUUGCUCCAGCAGCUGGCCUGCCUCUCCAGGGUGAGCACUGGGCUCCGUAUAUAAGGGAAGGAGCAGCCUUUGCCUUUCAUCCCUCCGUUCAUUCGCUUCCCCUCGCUGGGCGGCAGGACUCAUCCCGCACCUCCGCAAAUCCCAGCGCGAUGCCGCUCAAGAAACCCGACCCGAGGAAGGAAGCAGCCAAAGCAGCUCCAGGCUCGGAGCCUGCCUUCGAUCCCAAGAGCGUGAAGAUUGAAUUCACGGCAGAGCAGAUUGAAGAGUUCAGAGAAGCCUUCGGGCUGUUUGACCGGACGCCUGCGGGGACGAUGCAGAUCAGCUACGGACAGUGCGGGGACGUCCUCCGGGCGCUCGGCCACAACCCCACCAACGCAGAGGUCCUCAAGGUGCUGGGCAAGCCCAAACCAGAAGAAAUGAACACAAAGAUGCUGGACUUUGAGACCUUCCUCCCCAUCCUGCAGCACUUCACCCGCAACAAGGAGCAGGGCACCUUUGAGGACUUUGUGGAAGGGCUGCGUGUCUUCGACAAGGAGGGCAACGGGAUGGUCAUGGGGGCCGAGCUGCGCCAUGUGCUGGUCACGCUGGGAGAGAAGAUGACAGAAAGCGAGGUGGAGCAGCUCAUGGCAGGGCAGGAAGAUGCCAAUGGCUGUAUCAACUAUGAAGCUUUUGUCAAGCACAUCAUGUCUGGCUGAAACAAGAAACUUCAGGCUCUCAGAAAUGCUUGAAUCCACCUGAGCACCACGAAGAGCAAGAUUCCUCCAUGCAUGUCCUUUCCCUGGGAUGUUUUGCCUCAGCCAUCGUUGGGCACCACGUGUGUGUGCCUGAACCUGGUACUCAGUGACAUAUCUGCAACUAGGUUUUAAACCUCAAGUUACUCUUUUCAGGUUUUCUCUGUGACAUUUGUCUUA